AUUCGGUCCUGUUCGGGAAACCGGAAGUGUUUUUAGCUAGCACUGGUUGACGUGGAUUUGUCUGUGGUCCCGAAGGCCCGAAGAAGCGGGUCUCUUUCAAAUAGUAUCAUCACAUAUGCUUUAGAUGAGAAAAAGGACGGAUUUUGAGUUUUUCAGUGCGAAGGCGCCCGCUGCUGCGGAACCGCUGAAAUCCAUCAGCGUGGAGCGACGUUGGGAUAUCCGACAGCACACUGGAUAAUCAGGAUUAGCGUUGUGUCAUUACUAGUGCUGUCAUGGAGUCAGAAAGAAGGAGCAUGCUUUCAUUAUCUGGAUUUCUGUUUCCUCAUUUAUGGACUUCAGCACACUGGUUCUUGCUAUUUGUGUGUCUCUGGACCUUAGUUUCUGGCAGCAGCUAUAAACAAGGGGACCCUGUCAUUUUGUAUGUGAACAAAGUGGGGCCAUAUCACAACCCACAAGAAACAUAUCACUACUACAGACUGCCUGUCUGUCGACCGAAGGAAGUGCGUCACAAGUCUCUCAGCCUUGGGGAGGUUUUAGAUGGAGAUCGUAUGGCAGAGUCCCUCUAUGACAUUCGAUUUCGAGAGAAUGUGGAGAAAAAAAGUCUGUGUGAGUUGAAACUCACAGAGGCCGAGGUGGAGGAACUGAAAGAGGCAAUUGAAGAGCUGUAUUAUUUUGAAUUUGUUCUUGAUGAGAUCCCCAUUUGGGGCUUUGUGGGAUAUAUGGAAGAGAGUGGCUUCUUGCCACAUAGCCACAAGGUUGGCUUGUGGACGCAUCUGGAUUUCAACAUAGAAUACAAUAACAACCAUAUCAUUUUUGCCAAUGUCAGCGUUCGAGACAUGAAGCCUGUGUCCUUGGAUGAUGUGCCUGGUGGAACAUUGUCUGUUACACACACUUAUACAGUACACUGGUUUGAGAGCCCAUUAACUGUUGAGCGCCGGGGAGAACGGCUGCGUGAUUUCAGUUUCUUUCCAAAGACUCUGGAGAUCCAUUGGUUAUCUAUAAUUAAUUCUUUGGUUUUGGUGGUAUUGCUCCUUGGUUUUGUGGUCAUCAUUUUGAUGCGAGUGCUGAAGAAUGACUUUGCAAGGUAUAAUAUUGAAGAGGAGGCAGCAGAUGACCUGGAUCAGGCUGAUAAUGGCUGGAAAAUCAUACACACUGAUGUUUUCCGUUUUCCAAUGUGCAAAAGUCUGCUAUGCUCAGUCAUAGGUGUGGGGUCACAGUUUCUCACACUUGCCACAGGCAUUAUUGUAAUGGCACUUCUGGGAAUGUUCAACGUACAUCGACAUGGAGCCAUUAACUCUGCUGCCAUCUUGUUGUAUGCAUUGACGUGCUGUGUAGCCGGGUAUGUGUCAAGCAACUUCUAUAAGAAAAUUGGCGGUGACAGAUGGGUCUGGAAUAUCAUUCUCACCACGCUCCUCUUUUCAGCACCAUUCUUUUUGACGUGGAGUGUGGUGAACACAGUUCACUGGCUAAGUGGCUCUACACAAGCUCUCCCUGUUUCUACAGUUCUGCUUCUGUUGGCUGUUUGGGUGCUCGUUGGCUUUCCUUUAACUGUAAUUGGGGGAAUAUUUGGGAAGAACAGUGCUGGGUCCUUUGAUGCCCCAUGUCGAACCAGAAAUAUCGCCAGGCAAAUCCCAAGCCAGCCCUGGUACAAACAUAGCAUUGUGCACAUGACCAUUGGAGGAUUCCUACCCUUCAGUGCAAUUUCAGUUGAACUCUACUACAUCUUUGCCACAGUAUGGGGGCGAGAACAGUACACCCUGUAUGGAAUCCUGUUGGUGGUUUUUGCCAUCUUGCUGAGUGUUGGUGCUUGUAUCUCCAUUGCACUCACGUACUUCCAGCUGUCAGGUGAAGACUACCGCUGGUGGUGGCGUUCAAUAUUCAGCACUGGCUCCACAGGUGCCUUCAUAUUCCUGUACUCUGUCUUCUAUUACUUCCGCCGUUCCAACAUGUCAGGAGUUGUGCAGAGUGUCGAGUUCUUUGGGUACUCGCUACUCACUGCCUAUGUUUUCUCUCUGAUGCUAGGCACGGUGUCCUUCUUUAGCUCCCUCAAAUUCAUCAGGUACAUCUAUAUAAACCUGAAAAUGGACUAAUCGUGAAAGAUUUUGAAGAGCUCUUCAAAAUAAGGAAGCAAGUGUUUGUAAAAGGAGCACACUGAAUAUGUAGAAGCCAUCAGCAGGCUGUGACAGAAUGUAUCGUUUCCUUAUUCAUGGAUCUGGGAAUGUUAAUUUAAAAAAAAAAAAAAAAAAAAACACAACCUUUUAUAGAAUGGACUAGAUCAUGAUUUUGGAAGUGACAGAAAAUGUCAUAUCACUAUAAAUCUCUCACCUUCAGAGUAAUGAUACUUCCAACCAGAG
This is a messenger RNA of Polypterus senegalus (gray bichir), 2354 nucleotides long. RefSeq names its product transmembrane 9 superfamily member 1 (gene tm9sf1). The record is from RefSeq and is a predicted model, not a curated record. NCBI's taxonomy places the organism in Eukaryota, Metazoa, Chordata, Cladistia, Polypteriformes, Polypteridae. The transcript has 8 exons. Gene Ontology annotation, biological process: protein localization to membrane. Gene Ontology annotation, cellular component: membrane. The coding region runs from base 273 to 2090 and encodes 605 amino acids.